Loxodonta africana (African savanna elephant) is the source of this 900-nucleotide messenger RNA. It is a transcript of the gene BBIP1, whose product is annotated as BBSome interacting protein 1. NCBI's taxonomy places the organism in Eukaryota, Metazoa, Chordata, Mammalia, Proboscidea, Elephantidae. Gene Ontology annotation, biological process: receptor localization to non-motile cilium; cilium assembly. The transcript is spliced from 5 exons. The record is from RefSeq and is a predicted model, not a curated record. Gene Ontology annotation, cellular component: BBSome.
ACUGGUGACCUGACAUCCUGUUUUAGACAAAUUGAGUAAUUAGGACUACACCUGCCCUGGAAGGGGGAUCAAGAGGGAGCAGGUUUCUUGGUUUUUAUAUUGGCGGAGAUAUCUGGUCACUUACCUAGGUGUACAACAGUCUAAAGCCAAACCCAUUACCGUCAAUUCUGACUCAUAAGUGACCCUAUAGGACAAAGUAGAACUACCCUAUACGGUUUCCAAGGAGCGCCUGGUGGAUUCCAACUGCCGGCUUUUUGGUUAGCAGCUGUAGCUCUUAACCACUACGCCACCAGGGUUUCCGUACAAGAGUUUAGGGCCCAGAAAAGCCCCGUCCUGCCCGGAAGUAGCAUUUGGCACUUCCGAAUGGAGCCUUAGCUGAAGGGAGUCGGAAUCGACUGGACAGCAGCGGGUUUGGUUUUUGGGUUCCCCACCCUCAGGGGGCUCCGAUUCUUUACACGGAAUACUAAGUGAGGAGUUCUGUAAGCAUUAACUGCAGUUCUGGAUAACGGUGUACGGUCCUAAUCCUGCAUGUCUACGGUUUUUAACAACUGCCCCUUAAUGCUUUUCCUUCUGCAGGCUCGUGUCGAGAACUGUCAGUCAUCUUGGUAAUACUGGAUUGGAUGCCUAAAGCUGCAGGAAAAAGACCAGAAGAACUUUAAGGAAAAAACUUACACCAACAAUUAAAAUAUGGCGGAAGUGAAGUCAAUGUUCCGGGAAGUUCUUCCAAAACAAGGGCAGCUGUCUGUAGAAGAUGUAACCACAAUGGUGCUAUGUAAGCCCAAACUUUUACCCUUUAAAUCUCUGACUCUGGAAAAACUGGAGAAGAUGCGGCAAGCAGCACAGGAUACAAUUCGUGAACAAGAAAUGGCAGAAAAGAAACAGCAAUAACUCACUGAAUGA